AAGGAAGCACACAGCAACAGGCUGCAACAGGACUUCCUGCUGGAAACAACAACUUCUCCAACGUUCGGCUCUGUGGUCCCACUCGACGUCAUAAUCGCGCGACCAUCCCGGAAGUGUGUGCAGGAGCCAAAAUGGCGCCGAAUUGGAGGGAGGCAACGGAAGAAGCUGAUGUCGGUUAAGAAAAAGAGAACUAGGAGCACCGUGACUAUACACCGUUGAGGUUACCCGAGAAGAAGAAAAGGGCCACAGUUAGACCGGAGAAGAAGAAAGGAGCCACAGUUAGACCGGAGAAGAAGAAAGGAGCCACAGUUAGACCGGAGAAGAAGAAAGGAGCCACAGUUAGACCGGAGAAGAAGAAAGGAGCCACAGUUAGACCGGAGAAGAAGAAAGGAGCCACAGUUAGACCGGAGAAGAAGAACCUAACGCAGUUAAACAGUAGAAGAAGAAUAACGCAGUUAAAUGGUGUGGUAAUGGCGGAGCGGCGGGUGGAGUGUUCGUGGAAGAGACACGUCUCAGAGCAGCUGAAGAUCAGAGACCGAGUUCAGAGACAGGCCUUUGAGGAGAUCGUCCUCCAGUAUAACCGUCUGCUGGAGAAGUCCGACCUUCAGACCGUUCUGUCAGAACGAUACCAGACGGACAAGUAUGACGUCCAGAGAGGACACGAGGCCAGCUCGGGGACUGACGUCCUGCAGCAGGAGAUGUCUCAGAUGAGAAUCAAACACCAGGAGGAGCUGACGGAGCUGCACAAGAAACGAGGAGAGCUCGCUCAGAACGUGAUCGAACUGAACAACCAGAUUCAACAGAAGGACAAGGAGAUCCAGAGCAACACGGCCAGGAUGUUGGAGUACCAGCAGCAGAUCACCAGCCUGGAGGGAGACUGUCGGGAGCUGAGGAGCUUCCUGCAGGACCUAGAGAGGGCCAACCAGACCCUAAAAGAUGAGUACGACGCCCUGCAGAUCACCUUCUCUGCUUUGGAGGAGAAGCUGAGGAAGACCACCGAAGACAACCAGGAGCUGGUGUCCCGCUGGAUGGCCGAGAAGGCUCAGGAGGCCAACAAGCUGAACGCCGAGAACGAGAAGGACAGCAGGCGUAGACAAGCCAAACUGCAGAAGGAACUGGCCGACGCAGCCAAAGAGCCGCUGCCCAUCGAGCCGGACGACGACAUUGAGGUUCUGGCAGAGGACGGGGGCAAGGGGGCUGGAGAGACCUCCCCGAAGAGGCCGCUCAUCAGAACUCCGAGUAAGAACAUCGCCCAGCCUCCUCCUGGUGGUCUGCUGGACUCCUUCUCCAACAUAUUUGGGCGUCGACCUGCCAACUCUUCCAGCUCUUCACCUGAAAACAAUGAAGCCCCUUCUGGAGUGUGUGCAGAGGUUCGAGUCCCUUCAACAGCUCUGCACGUGUUUGAAGCACACGACGGAGAGGUCAACGCAGUGAGGUUCAGCCCUGGAUCUCGUCUCCUAGCAACAGGAGGGAUGGACCGUAGGGUGAAACUGUGGGAGGUCGUUGCAGGUCACUGUGAGCCUAAAGGCGCUCUAACCGGCAGCAACGCUGGAAUCACCAGCAUCGAGUUCGACAGCACUGGCUCCUACCUGCUGGCCGCCUCCAACGACUUCGCCAGCCGGAUCUGGACCGUAGACGACUACAGGCUGAGGCACACCUUGACGGGUCACAGUGGGAAGGUGCUGUCAGCUCGCUUCCUAUUGGACAAUGCUCGAAUCGUCUCCGGGAGCUACGACCGAACACUCAAGCUGUGGGACCUCCGCAGCAAAGUCUGUAUGAAGACCGUCUUCGCUGGUUCCAGCUGUAACGACAUUGUGUGCACGGAGCAGUGCGUCAUGAGUGGACACUUUGAUAAGAAGGUCAGAUUCUGGGACAUCAGAACGGAGAGUAGAGGUCAGGAGCUGGAGCUGCUAGGCAGAGUGACCUCUCUGGACCUGAACCACGACCGCACCGAGCUGCUCACCUGCUCCAGAGACGACCUGGUGAAGAUCAUCGACCUGCGCACCAACGCUGUGAGACAGACGCUCAGUGCUCAGGGCUUCAAGUGUGGAGCCGAUUGGACCAGAGUCACCUUUAGUCCUGACGGCCGCUAUGUGGCCGGAGGAUCAGCUGAUGGAUCUUUGUACAUCUGGAACGUCCUGACGGGGAUUGUGGACCGAACUCUGGACCGAAACCACAACUCUGCCAUCAACUCGGUGUCCUGGUCGCCUUCAGGAGCAUUCGUCGCCAGUGUGGAGAAAGGCGGUAGGGCCAUCCUGUGGUCUGACAUGUGAUUGGCUGGAGAGGAAGGAGGAAGGAAGGAGGAAGAGAUGAUGAGUAGGACGUUGAACACUGGAGCUCCUGGUUGAUGUACUCGGACUGAAUCCGAAGGAGUGGACAUGUUGCUCUGUCUUGUGGACAUGUUUAACAUAAACACAGCUUGAAUCUGAUGUUUACGUUCUAUCUUCCGGACUCUUUGAGAAGCUUUUAAUGUUUCAGAAACUCGUGAUUUAAUUGCCUCCACAAUGUUUAAGACUUCAUCAAGUUAAUAAAAGGUGUGUGCGUGCGUGUGUGUGUGUGUGUGUGUGUGUGAGUGUACUGCUGAAGCUAGCAGACAGACUGCUGAGUCUGACUGACAGAAACUUAUCAGCUCAGUAGAGACGAAUGCUGCUAAUCAUGUGAUGGAACAAUCGUGUCAGAAUCACAACAACAACAAAUAUUAUGUAAAGACUUAUUGAUGUAGUAUGUAGUUAAUCCACAUCUAUAUACUGUAAAUAUAUAUCAUUUAAAACUA
Cyclopterus lumpus (lumpfish) is the source of this 2773-nucleotide messenger RNA. RefSeq names its product ATG16 autophagy related 16-like 1 (S. cerevisiae) (gene atg16l1). Gene Ontology annotation, cellular component: autophagosome membrane. The transcript has 20 exons. Gene Ontology annotation, molecular function: protein binding. NCBI's taxonomy places the organism in Eukaryota, Metazoa, Chordata, Actinopteri, Perciformes, Cyclopteridae. Gene Ontology annotation, biological process: negative stranded viral RNA replication; autophagosome assembly. The coding region runs from base 471 to 2273 and encodes 600 amino acids. The record is from RefSeq and is a predicted model, not a curated record.